AUGUGGGGCUUCCUGACCCAGCUGCUUGUCAGCUUAGUCCUCCUGGGCUUCUUCCUGGUCAGCUGCCAGAAUCUCCUGCAUAUUGCCCAGGGCUCCGUCCAGUUUGUGCUGAAGCACAUCCACCAGGAGCUGGACAAGGAGCUGGGGGAGACCGAAGGGUUGAGUGACGAUGAAGAGUCGGCUUCCACCCGGGUGGUGCGCAGGCGUCUCUUCGUCCAGGGUAAUGAAAUAUUGGAUAUCCCUGGAGAACAAGUGACCGAAGAGCAAUUCACCGAUGAACAAGGCAACAUUAUCACCAAGAAGAUUAUUCGUAAAGUGGUCCGGCGAUUGGAGACCGAAGAUGGACGGACGCACGAAGAGGACGAGGAUCAAGGGAGUGUCGCGAGAUCGGAACUGCUUGGGGGCAGGAUGGGGGCUCAGAUAGUCAAACGAGCCAGCCUGAAAAGGGGGAAACAAUGACCUCCCCCUCCAGUGGCC
This is a messenger RNA of Thamnophis sirtalis, 477 nucleotides long. The record is from RefSeq and is a predicted model, not a curated record. NCBI's taxonomy places the organism in Eukaryota, Metazoa, Chordata, Lepidosauria, Squamata, Natricidae.